Molecule: messenger RNA, 1758 nt
Organism: Solea senegalensis (Senegalese sole)
Lineage: Eukaryota; Metazoa; Chordata; Actinopteri; Pleuronectiformes; Soleidae
Gene: adrm1
Product: ADRM1 26S proteasome ubiquitin receptor
Exons: 10
Coding region: 116-1348 (410 amino acids)
Biological process (GO): ubiquitin-dependent protein catabolic process
Cellular component (GO): cytoplasm; nucleus; proteasome regulatory particle, lid subcomplex
Molecular function (GO): endopeptidase activator activity; proteasome binding; ubiquitin binding
Source: RefSeq, a predicted model, not a curated record
CAGCAGGCGCGGCCACGACAUAACAGGAAGCGACAAAGAGGAGAGGAAAGACUUGUCCGUCAACUCCGCUUUUAAAAACUUCAGUGAUCGGGUUUGUUCACGUAAAGAUCUGAGCAUGUCGUCAGGUGCUCUCUUUCCAAGCUUGGUGAGUGGCUCCAGGGGAAGCUCCAGCAAGUAUCUGGUGGAGUUUCGUGCUGGCAAAAUGACCCUGAAAGGAAAUGUAGUAACACCGGACAAACGCAAGGGAACGGUGUACGUCCAGCAGUCCGACGACUCCCUGAUUCACUUCUGCUGGAAGGACAGGACGACUGGUAAUGUUGAUGAUGACUUAAUCAUCUUCCCUGAUGACUGUGAAUUUAAGAGGGUAAAUCAGUGCACCACUGGACGUGUCUAUGUGCUGAAGUUUAAAGCAGGCUCCAAGAGACUGUUCUUCUGGAUGCAGGAGCCUAAGACCGACAAAGAUGAGGAACAUUGUCGUAAGGUGAAUGAGUACCUGAAUAAUCCCCCAAUCCCUGGAGCACCAGGUAGCGGAGGCGGCAGUGGCCAUGAACUCUCUGCUCUCGGAGGAGAGGGAAGCCUGCAAAACCUACUGGGAAAUAUGAGCCACAACCAGCUGAUGCAGUUGAUAGGACCAACCGGACUAGGUGGACUAGGUGGACUGGGUGGUCUGGGAGCUCUUGCAGGACCAGGUCUUGCCAAUUUACUGGGUGGUGGAGGACCUGCUACAAGCAGCUCCUCAUCCAGUUCUCGUAGCCAGUCUGCAGCAGCCACUCCUUCAUCAGGUGCAGCCCCGAGACAGAGCUCCUCUCAAGCCCCCACUACUCCCGUGACUCCUGCUGCCUCAGCUGUGUCACCUUCCACACCAGCCUCUGCUCAGACUCCUGUGGCCCCGGCAUCUGCUGGAAGUCCUACACCCCAUCAGCCCAUUCAGCUUAGUGACCUUCAGAACAUUCUCGCCACCAUGAAUGUCCCAGCAGCGGCUGCUCAGGGAUCAGCAGUGGACCUAGCAAGUGUUUGCACCCCAGAGAUGAUGGCUCCCAUCCUGACCAAUGCCGAGGUCCAGCAGAGGCUCUUGCCCUUCCUUCCCAGUGGUGACAGUUUACCGCAGAGUGCGGAGGAGAUUCAGAACACCCUCAACUCACCUCAGUUCCAGCAGUCGAUGAGCAUGUUCAGCAGUGCCUUGGCGUCUGGGCAGCUUGGCCCCCUCAUGAGUCAGUUUGGUUUGCCGGCAGAAGCUGUGGACGCUGCCAACAGAGGAGAUGUGGAGGCAUUUGCCAAAGCCAUGCAGGACAGUAAAGGAGAUUCAAAAGAGAAUAAAGAUGACGACGAGGACAUGAGUCUGGAUUAGAGUCCAACCUGCUGAGUCUAUGAAUUCCUGUGAUUCCUUAUCAUCUAUAUUUCAGUACCUUCUUUUUCUUUUAAUCUCCUUCUUUUCAUUGUUUCUCAUUUUUUUCAAUACCAAAGGCAGCACUCUGCUCCCACUCAGGACGAACAUGACAGAAUUGCCAGGGCUGUAAAAAAAACAAAACAAGUUAGGCCAGUCUGUUUAACAACAGCUGUUUUGUUCUGACCAGUAGUCAUACUCUGAGAGGAGAGAGGCAUUUUUGAAAAGAAUCGUGGGGGAAUUAGAUUGGGACUAAGAGCCUUGUGUUUGUUCUUAUUUUCCUUCUCUUUUUUUUGUUGCCACAGAAACGAGUGUGGAUAUAUUUAUGCUCUUCUGUGAUUCACUCAUAAUAAAAAUAAUAAUACUGACAUGAA